Lycium ferocissimum is the source of this 1016-nucleotide messenger RNA. RefSeq names its product hyoscyamine 6-dioxygenase-like. NCBI's taxonomy places the organism in Eukaryota, Viridiplantae, Streptophyta, Magnoliopsida, Solanales, Solanaceae. The coding region runs from base 336 to 722 and encodes 128 amino acids. The record is from RefSeq and is a predicted model, not a curated record. The transcript has 2 exons.
UCCUAUUCUCAUCAAGAUCAAGUAUUUUUUUUCCUUUUAAUUUUCUGACGUGGAACUAACAUAGUGGCAAAGAGCGGACACAUGUCAUAACUGGGUGCCAGAUUUUUUUACCUCGCGUCAUUUGUAGUUUCUGAACAAUUCACUCAUAGUUUAGCUACUUUAAUGUGACAAAUUAAAAAUGUUGUAUGGCUUUACUACUAUGUAGAGUAAAUAAAGUACAUUGACCAUAUAAAUUGACCAAUUGUGACUAUAAAAUCUCACCCUCACCCUUGCCUAAUGCUUGUAUAUAUAUUUAGCGCUUGCCUAGUAUAAUGUCAACAUAAUAUCGAGAUCAAAUGGCAAAUCUUGUUUCAGACGGGGCUAAAAACUUUUACAUCGUGCCUGAAAAUUAUGUAAUGCCACCUGAUAAAAAGCCUAGUGAACUUGUCUCAAUUGGUAGCAAUAUUCCAGUGACUGAUCUAGCAAAAGCAUCAUCAAGCACUAUUAAUCAUGCUGGUUUAGUCCAAGAAAUGCUAAAUGCCAGUCAAGAAUUUGGUUCAUUUCAGAUUGUAAACCAUGGAGUAUCGGAAAAGUUAAUGGAUGAUGUGAUGGAUUUAUUCAAGGAGUUAUUCGAGGGUUCAAAUAAGAGUUGCAAAGUGUAUGGAAGUGGGGUUAUUAAUCACGCCAACAAAGAGGUUCGUUACUGGAAAGAUCUUCUCAUACAACCUGUCUUUCCUAUUUAAGAAUAGACACAACAUUGGCUUGACAAUCCACCUAGAUAUAGGUAUGAUCUCUCUCUCUAUUCGAGAAAUCAGGAUUCCUCCUAAAUUACAUUGAUUUAUCCUAAAAAUUUCAUUUCAAUUGAAAUUUGGUUAUUCAGCAGGUACAUUACAACUAAGUUAUAAUCAAUCUAUUCUAGGUACAGAGUUUGCUUAUAUUAGCCGAGGUAUUACAAUGAACAUGUCUCAGUUUUGAUGAACCAAAAGCCAAGAAAGUACUCCCUCGUUUCAUUUCAUAUUGUGGUGUUUAAUUUGACU